Molecule: messenger RNA, 2489 nt
Organism: Lepus europaeus (European hare)
Lineage: Eukaryota; Metazoa; Chordata; Mammalia; Lagomorpha; Leporidae
Gene: XRCC5
Product: X-ray repair cross complementing 5
Exons: 21
Coding region: 65-2266 (733 amino acids)
Biological process (GO): cellular response to gamma radiation; double-strand break repair via nonhomologous end joining; DNA recombination
Cellular component (GO): Ku70:Ku80 complex; nucleus
Molecular function (GO): DNA helicase activity; damaged DNA binding; telomeric repeat DNA binding
Source: RefSeq, a predicted model, not a curated record
CCAAAUUGCGAUGCUGCAGUUUCCCGCCCGGAAGGAGUAACCAAGGCGCCUGCAGACUUGCAACAUGGCGCGGUCCUGGAAUAAGGCAGCUGUUGUGCUGUGUAUGGAUGUCGGCUUUGCCAUGGGUAACUCCUUUCCUGGUGAAGAAUCCCCGUUUGAACAAGCAAAGAAGGUGAUGACCAUGUUUGUCCAACGACAGGUUUUUGCCGAGAGCAAGGAUGAGAUUGCUUUGGUCCUGUUUGGUACUGAUGACACUAAGAAUGCCCUCGCUGAUGGGGAUCAGUAUCAGAACAUCACAGUGCACAGACAUCUGAUGCUACCAGAUUUUGAUUUGCUAGAGGAUAUUGACAGCAAAAUCCAACCAGGUUCUCAGCAAGCUGACUUCCUGGAUGCACUGAUUGUGUGCAUGGAUGUGAUUCAACGUGAAACCGUAGGAAAGAGGUUUGAGAAGAGGCAUAUUGAAGUGUUCACUGACCUCAGCAGCCCAUUCAGCAAAGAUCAGCUGGAUAUUAUAAUCCAUAACUUGAAGAAGUCUGGCAUCUCUCUGCAAUUCUUUUUGCCUUUCCCAAUUGGUAAGGAAGAUGGAACUGGAGACAGAGGAGAUGGCAACUUACCCUUGUACCACCAUGGAUCCUCUUUUCCUCCAAAAGGAAUUACUGAACAGCAAAAAGAAGGUAUUCAGAUGGUGAAAAUGAUGAUGGUGUCUCUAGAAGGUGAAGAUGGGCUGGAUGAAAUUUAUUCUUUCAGUGAGAGUCUGAGACAACUGUGUGUCUUUAAGAAAAUUGAGAAGCGUUCCAUGCCCUGGCCCUGUCAACUGACCAUUGGCUCCAAUUUGUCUAUAAAGAUUGUGGCCUAUAAAUCGAUUGUACAGGAGAAAGUCAAAAAGACUUGGACAGUUGUGGAUGCAAGAACACUAAAAAAAGAAGAUAUACAAAAAGAAACAGUUUAUUGCCUGAAUGACGAUGAUGAGACUGAAGUUCCAAAAGAGGACACUCUUCAAGGGUUCCGCUAUGGAAGUGAUAUAGUUCCUUUCUCUAAAGUGGAUGAGGAACAAAUGAAAUAUAAAUCGGAGGGGAAGUGCUUCUCUGUUCUGGGAUUUUGUAGAUCUUCUCAGGUGCAGAGAAAAUUCUUCAUGGGAUACCAAGUUCUAAAGGUCUUUGCAGCAAAAGAUGAUGAGGCGGCAGCAGUUGCACUCUCAUCCCUGGUUCAUGCUCUGGAUGAAUUGGACAUGGUGGCCAUUGUUCGAUAUGCUUAUGACAGAAGAUCUAAUCCUCAGGUUGGCGUGGCUUUCCCUUAUAUCAAGGAUGCCUAUGAGUGUUUAGUGUAUGUGCAGCUGCCUUUCAUGGAAGAUUUGCGGCAAUAUAUGUUUUCAUCUUUGAAAAAUAAUAAGAAGUUCACUCCCACAGAGGCACAGUUGAAUGCCGUUGAUGCUUUGAUUGACUCCAUGAGCUUAGUAAAGAAAGAUGAAGAGGAAGGUACCAUUGAAGACUUGUUUCAGACCACCAAAAUCCCAAAUCCUGAAUUUCAGAGAUUAUUUCAGUGUCUGCUGCACAGAGCCUUACAUCCCCAGGAGCCUCUGCCCCCAAUUCAGCAGCAUAUUUUGAAUAUGCUGGAUCCUCCUGCUGAGGUGACAGCAAAAUCUCAGACUCCUCUCUCUAAAAUAAAGUCCCUUUUUCCUCUGACUGAAGCCAUCAAGAGAAAAGAUCAAGUCACUGCUCAGGACAUUUUCAAAGACAAUCACGAAGAAGGACCCACUGCUAAAAAAUGCAAGACUGAAGAAGAGGAAGCCCACUUUAGUAUCUCCAGCCUGGCUGAAGGCCGUGUCACCAGUGUUGGAAGUGUGAAUCCUGCUGAGAACUUCCGUGUUAUAGUGAGACAGAAGCAUGCCAGCUUUGAGGAAGCAAGUCACCAGCUUAUAAGUCACAUCGAACAGUUUUUGGAUACCAAUGAAACACCCUAUUUUAUGAAGAGUAUAGACUGCAUCAAAGCCUUCCGGGAAGAAGCCAUUCAGUUUUCAGAAGAGCAACACUUCAACAGUUUCCUGAAAGGCCUCCGUGAGAAAGUGGAAAUUAAGCAAUUAAAUCAUUUCUGGGAAAUUGUCAUUCAAGAUGGAAUUACUCUGAUCUCCAAAGAUGAGGCCUCUGGAAGUUCUGUCACAGCUGAGGAAGCCAAACAGUUUCUGGCCCCCAAAGAAAAACCUAAUGAAGACACAGCAGCCAUAUUUGAAGAAGGUGGUGAUGUGGACGAUUUACUGGACAUGAUGUAGGUCGUGGACCUGUGAAGAAUCUAACGUGCAUCACCGUGCUGGGAGUUCCAGCAGAACAAACUGGAGGAGGCCAGCCCAGGGGAACCAGGAGCCCUGGAGAUGGUCCCAGUGGGUUACUCAGGAGUGAUUCGGCUGAUUCUCUGUGUGAUGAUACAUACCACUCUAUUGUAAUGCAUAAUUUAGACCUCAUGCAAGUUUAUAAAAAGUCAUUGUUAUUUUCUGA